Globicephala melas (long-finned pilot whale) is the source of this 3613-nucleotide messenger RNA. It is a transcript of the gene RBFOX3, whose product is annotated as RNA binding fox-1 homolog 3. Lineage: Eukaryota; Metazoa; Chordata; Mammalia; Artiodactyla; Delphinidae. Gene Ontology annotation, cellular component: cytoplasm; nucleus. The record is from RefSeq and is a predicted model, not a curated record. Gene Ontology annotation, molecular function: mRNA binding. Gene Ontology annotation, biological process: nervous system development; regulation of alternative mRNA splicing, via spliceosome.
GCAGGCAGACACCCUUACAGGGGCCGUCAGGGAAGGCGGCCGGGCGCUAUCUGCUGGGGGCCUGGCGGCCGUAUCGUGGCAGGCGCGGUGCCCGCGGGUGGUUCUCAGGGUGUCAGGUCGGCAGGGCAGGCGGGAGGCCUGGAAGGUGGAGGAGCUCCGGUAGGAGGAGCAAACUUCUUGAAGCCUGGGGAGGACUCGUUCUCUCUUUGCUCUUUCCCUCCCCUCUCUCCUCUUCGUUCCUGCUCCCCUUUCUCCAAAUCAGUUCCCCAGCAACCGAGGAGACAGACCUCUUCAUUUCCCGCGUUUCCUCGAGGUCUCCUUCCCCCAGCACCAGUCAUCACCACGUGACAACAGAGCAGCACACGUCCUGAGCUUUACAGCAUCCCAGGGGCCGACGCUGGUGCUUUUUCCUGGUACAGGUUGGAAGCCUGUCUCUGAGAUCCUGAAGCUUUUCCUGCUGGUACUCGCCUUCCCUAGUAACCCUCCACCCCAAGAGAGUCCCAGAAAGAACCCCAGGGGGCCUCCUUGCUACCGCACAACAGACCUCACCUUCCACUACCAGGGUUAAGUCAGAUCCGCCCGAGGAAGAUUCUGCCCACGUUUCCCUCGAGCUAGUCUGCAGGCCCCUUCGGCUGGGACCCUCUCCCAGGAGCUGCCCAUCUGCAAACAGAGAGCCCACAGUGCCUCGGGAAAAAUUGGCUGAAUAAAAGGGCAAUCAGGACGCCACGGCUCCGCCUGAAGCGAUGGCCCAGCCCUACCCCCCGGCCCAGUACCCCCCUCCGCCACAGAACGGCAUCCCCGCCGAGUACGCCCCGCCGCCACCGCACCCCACGCCGGACUACUCAGGCCAGACCCCGGUCCCCCCAGAGCACGGCAUGACCCUGUAUACACCAGCACAGACCCACCCGGAGCAGCCCGGCGGUGAGACCAGCACACAGCCCAUGGCAGGGGCCCAGACAGUGCCGCAGACAGACGACGCGGCACAGACGGACAGCCAGCCGCUCCAUCCCUCCGACCCCACAGAGAAGCAGCAGCCCAAGCGGCUACACGUCUCCAACAUCCCCUUCCGGUUCAGGGACCCCGACCUGCGGCAAAUGUUCGGGCAAUUCGGAAAAAUUUUAGACGUGGAGAUCAUUUUUAACGAGCGGGGCUCCAAGGGUUUUGGGUUUGUAACUUUUGAAACUAGCUCAGAUGCUGACCGAGCCCGGGAGAAGCUGAAUGGGACGAUCGUAGAGGGACGGAAAAUUGAGGUCAAUAACGCCACGGCCCGAGUCAUGACCAACAAGAAGACUGCCAACCCCUAUACCAACGGCUGGAAGCUAAAUCCGGUGGUAGGGGCAGUCUAUGGACCCGAAUUCUAUGCGGUGACGGGGUUCCCCUACCCCACAACCGGCACAGCUGUUGCCUACAGGGGCGCGCACCUACGGGGCCGGGGCCGGGCUGUGUACAAUACGUUUCGGGCUGCGCCGCCCCCGCCCCCCAUCCCGACUUACGGAGCGGCACUGGAGCAAACGCUUGUUAAAAUGCCAGUCCCAUGGGCAGGGCUGGCACCCUGCCCCCUCCCUCCUCAGCAGACACCGGAGCCGGCCUACCCCACCUCUCCAGCGUUCCCACCACUUUCUUGUCCGUUUGCUUCCAGGGUCGUGUAUCAGGAUGGCUUUUAUGGUGCUGAGAUUUAUGGAGGCUAUGCCGCCUACAGAUACGCUCAGCCCGCAGCAGCCGCGGCCGCCUACAGCGACAGUUAUGGCAGAGUCUACGCAGCUGCUGACCCCUACCAUCACACCAUCGGCCCCGCGGCGACCUACAGCAUUGGAACCAUGGCUAGCCUCUGCCGAGGAGGGUACAGCCGCUUCACCCCCUACUAGCAAGAGGCCCAGCCCCUAACAGCAUUCACACUGACUGCCUAGUACACACCAAACCCAGCAGUCCAAAACCAGGCACAGCCACCAGGAGGACAGUGCGCCCCUCCCGGUCAGCGACGCGCGCCGCUGACCUCUGCGACUCUAAGUCCAUAGGUUUUACCUCCGGCCAACUGGUCUCCCCGCCACGAUGGCGUGUGUGUCUUUGACCCUGGUCACCCCCGUAUGUCUGAAACCUUGGUUCCUAUUUUGACUCUGUUGACGUUGUGUGCCCCCCCCCGAGCCAUUUCAGGUACAGUAUGCACACAGUGGGAGGGGCUAGGCUGGCAGAAGACCCCUCCCCGAGAACUAGCAAUAGAGCCCGAGAGGGCCAUGCCCACUCCCCAUGCCCCCGGGCCACAGAGCCACGGAAGAUGCCAGCCCGGCCUCCCCAGGAAGCCACCCCAACCAGUCUGGGCCAGAGCCCCGGCCCCUCCCCUGGGGUUCAGGAAGCAAGGGGCUCCCGUCUGUCUGCCUCAGUCGGUGGGUUCCUAGCCUCGACAGUACUCCUCCCUCCCCAUCGUCACCCAGCUAAUCACAGGAGUAAGUGUCUCUGCCCUCUGUCCCCAUCCAGCUAAACUAACAUUUCUGAUUAAACUUUAUUGAUGUUUCCUGCUGAAGUUGUCACAAGUCGUGCGGGAGCCCCACCAGCCUCAGGGGUUCCUUAGUCUCUGUUAUAAGAAGGGAGAGCGUAGGGAGAAAUUUCCCUGCCCCAGAGCCCAAAAGCGGUCCAGCCCUGCAGCGCCCGAGGGCCCUCCGCUCAGCCCGUCUGCCUCACCGCCCACAGUCUGUCCUCUCCAGCCACAGUCUUGAGAUGGGGUCCCUGCCAGCCUGGCACCUGGGUCUGUGCAGCGCCAGAGUGCAGCACCAUCUCCCCUUCCCCAACCUGAAACGUUCUUAUCCAGGUACAUUUCCGGGGGGGGGAGUCUGAGUGAGAGAGCAGGGGAGGGUGGUGCCCGUCCUCCGGACUCCCUGGCGGAACAGUGCCCAGCGUCCACCUGCCGUCCCGAGAGGCCUGGGGCUUAGCUCUGUUGCAGGGCUCUGGGGCCUGCAGGUGAAGCUGAGACAGCCGCGGGAGCUUUUGGAAGUUUCAUAUGCGGCCCUGGUACCUCUGCGACAGGAAAAAGUGGCAAGGACCAAGGAGGCCCAGGUCUCCUACGUGCCAGAGCUGGGCUUCCAGGGGUGUGGACGCAGCUAGAGGGUGCAGGUCCCCGCCAGCCAGGGCGUGAGCCUCCGCCGACUCCACCAGCACAUCUGUCCUGGCUGGUGGAGUGGGCAGGUCACACGCAGGGUGCCCAGCCAACUCACCACCACUGCCCAGAGCACCUUCUCAGCUGCCUCAUUCCAGACCCCCACGUGGCCCAUGCAGCGUCAUCCACCCACCACGCCCUGACCUCUGCCCUCAUCUGCGCCGAGCAGCCAGACCCUGCCCACCCAGGUCUUAGCAGAGUCCACCAGCUGCGUCUGCCAGCUGCGCUCAUCCCGGCUGCCCUGUUCUGCCCCCACCACCGGCCGUGCCCUCUCUGCCCUGGAGGCCGGAGGUCUGCAUUAAAUUCCCUUACGCAAGAUGAGGGGGCUCCUGAAGCUGGGAGUGGGGCCGGUUUGGGGGCGCCUCCUCUCUUCCCUCCUGGCACCCGGGGUCCCGGGUCCCGCUGCCCCGGCAGCACGCCUGGCCGGUGCUCCUGUGAACUGCAAGUCGCGCCUUUCUGUUUCUG